AUGCUCGGAAACCUCGACUUUGACCCGGAAUACGUCCCCGGCGUCAAGCUCGGUCUGCACAUCUUCCAGUUCAUUCUGUCCUUCGCCAUUUGGGCAUUGGAAAUUGCAGUGUUUAGAGCCGAUAACGCAAAAAUCGUCGGCAACAAUGGCUGGACUUUUGGAGUGUGCUUCCUUUCGCUACCAGCGUGGAUCUACCUGAUUAUGGCGCCGCGGUGGCCGAGAACGAGAAAACUGGCCAACCCCUACGCUAUGGCCAUCGUAGAUGCAUGCUUCUGCAUCAUCUGGCUUUCUGCCUUCGCAAGUCAGGCCGCCUACAACACGGCCAACCAGUGCGGUGACGGCUGCAAGCUCAGCAAGGCCAUUGUCGGCUUGGGUGUUUUCGUGUGCCUUCUCUUCGGAGGCAGCACCUUUGUCAGUCUGUACACUCUGAAGUACUACCAGUUCCACGGCAAGCUCCCCGGCUACGACAAGGAGAAGCUCGGCGGAGACAACAUCGACCCCGACAAGGCCGCCUUCUCCAUGGCACCCCACGACGAGGAGGCAUACGCCCCCGUCCAGAUGGAUGACCACAACGACGACAACACAACGCUCUACGGCGGCAACGCCACCGGCAACCACGGAUAUGCCAACAACAGCUACAACAGUCGCUACGGCGCCGGCAGCUCGGCCUACGGCGAGGAUGACGACCCGAACCGCUACGGAUCCCUCCCCUCGCGCCAGAACGGUGCCAUGUUCGACAGCGAGACCGAGUACCACUCUCAAACUCAUCCCCAGAGGCCCACCUCCACCAGCCCCGCGGCAGCGGUACAACCGUACUCCGCCCCUGAGCCGUAUGGCGCAGCGCCUGCUUACGACGACGACCGGCCGGCGCAGUUCCCUUCCGCGCCCUACGAUCGCACGAUGCACUAA
Messenger RNA from Colletotrichum abscissum, 909 nucleotides. RefSeq lists its product as uncharacterized. The record is from RefSeq and is a predicted model, not a curated record. NCBI's taxonomy places the organism in Eukaryota, Fungi, Ascomycota, Sordariomycetes, Glomerellales, Glomerellaceae. Bases 1 to 909 code for a protein of 302 amino acids. The transcript is spliced from 3 exons.